This is a messenger RNA of Ilyonectria robusta, 234 nucleotides long. RefSeq lists its product as uncharacterized. The transcript has 2 exons. Lineage: Eukaryota; Fungi; Ascomycota; Sordariomycetes; Hypocreales; Nectriaceae. The record is from RefSeq and is a predicted model, not a curated record. Bases 1 to 234 code for a protein of 77 amino acids.
AUGGCCCAACGCGAAGAUUUUGAGCUUCUCAAGGCAGUUGAGAACGCGACCAACUAUUAUUUAAUUGAUGAAGACAAGACGCAGCCACAGAAUACGCGUCGCACGUAUACGCGUCCCCAGAAGGAGUGGAAGGAAUGGUGUGCAGAGAAAGCAUUCCCGUCUAUCCCUCCAGACUGGCCUAAGCCGUACAACCAGGGAGGCAUUCUGCCAGCUGACCUCGUGGAUGAGGGCUAA